Messenger RNA from Stylophora pistillata, 1701 nucleotides. RefSeq names its product osmotic avoidance abnormal protein 3. The record is from RefSeq and is a predicted model, not a curated record. Gene Ontology annotation, molecular function: microtubule binding; ATP binding; microtubule motor activity. Lineage: Eukaryota; Metazoa; Cnidaria; Anthozoa; Scleractinia; Pocilloporidae. Gene Ontology annotation, biological process: microtubule-based movement.
AUGUUUGCAUGUCUGAGUCCUGCUGACAACAACUACUAUGAAACUCUGAGUACUUUGUGCUAUGCAAAUCGUGCAAAGAAUAAUAAGAAUAAACCCAAGAUCAGUGAAGAUCCAAAAGAUGCACUUCUAAGGGAAUACCAGGAGGAAAUCCAGAAACUUAAAGCAAUGUUGAUGGGGCAGAUGGAAAUUCCAACAGAUUUUGCAACAGCUGGAGCCCAGCCCUUUGUUCCUGCUCGUCCUAUAGCUGCCCCACCAGAGGAUCACACAGUCAUUGUGGCCAGGGAAACUGAAAAUCUCAGGCAAGAGUAUGAGGCAAAGCUGGCUAAGAUGAAAUCAUCUUAUGAAGCAGAACUUAUGUCCAAACAGAAGCUCCAAGUAGAAAUGGAACAGCUACAAAAUGAUUACAACAGAAAGGCACACAAUGUUGAAGAACAGUACAGUGGCAGGACUGCUUUGACAACAGUCACCCCAGUAGGGGUGGGGACAGGUGAUCUGCCAGAAGAGAGUGCUAUCAGUAUGAUUGCCUUGGCAAAUGAGACGGAUCAGCGACCAAACGCAAGAUUAGAUGUGAUAACAGGACCUUUACAAGGCAUGCAAGAUUCAGGCCAUGAUCAGAGUAGUCAGAGUGCAUUUCAGGUGGUUCAAGACAAGGCUUUUAAGGGUGUCCAGGGGGUGAAAAGCCUUAUACCAGGACUUGAAGACUUACGGUUUUUAAGUCAGGGCCUUCCAAACGAUGCACUGGUCAAAACACUGCAAGAACUUCAAGAGAAAUUUGUGGGUGGCGAGAAAAAAAAUGACCAGAGGUUAAAAGAGAAGAGAAAGGCAAGGAAAAACUAUGCUCUGUCACAAAGAGAAAAACUUGCCAAGGCAGCCAAGAAGAUGGAAGAUGAUGGAAUAAUGGUUAAAGUUUACGAUAAUUUACAGGAUGAAAUAAAAGGCAAGAACAAUGUCAUCAAUGAGAUGCAAGGGAAAUUAAAGUCUGCGCAGUCAGAGUUCGACGAUCUGCAAACAGAAUUCGAACGCGAUCGUGAAGAUUACUUGGAAACGAUUCGUAAACAGGAGCAAAUGAUAAAGCUUCAGCAACAAAUUUUAGAUAAGAUACAGCCAUGCAUUCGCCGUGACUGUAAUUAUUAUAACAUUGACAAGAUGCGCGCGGAGAGCUCGUGGAGCGACGAAUUAGGAAAAUGGAACAUCCCUGAACUUGUCAUUACGAAGACGACUCUUCCAACCCCAGGGAUUAUGCCGGGUGCGGGUACCCCCGCCCGAGGCCGGAAGUCCCCCAUUAAUAGACCCCAGAUGAACAGUCAAAGCCAACCUGUUAAUGGACACAUGGGGGGGUAUCCUGAGGAGCCAAGCGAAGAUCUCUUUCUGAAACAUCUCUCGCGGAGCUCUCAUGAAGAUUACGCAUCGAGUUAUUUUAAACCCAAGAGAGCUGGCCGCCUUUUGGCUGAGAACAACCGGUUUGAACGAUUCGACAGACGAGAGUCACCACCCUCAGGGGGAUCCCGCCCUCCGCUCGGAUUCCUAGGGGCUGGAGGAUCAAGCGGAAACUUAACCAGUGGGGCAUCCCAGGGAAGUGUGGGCGGGAUGCCCGCUAUGGGAAGACCGGUCAGACUUGAAUCACUGCACAUGCCUGGAGAAAAGGAGAAAAAGAAAAAGAAGAAUAAGAACGUAGACGAGAAAAGAAAGGAAGAUUGGUGA